AUGGAUGCUAAAGUUGAGGUGCUUGACGCGGUUGACCUCGACGACAGCCGGAACAAGGCGAUAUUGAUCGUUACUUCUAUCUUCUUCGCUAUUUCCCUAUUUAGCGUCAUAUUAAGAUGCUUCGUUCGCACACGGGUCGUUCGUGCUUGGGGAUGGGAUGAUGGAACUAUGGUUGUAGCCAUGGCUCUCAACACAGUCUUCGCCAUCUGCGGAAUCGUUGGAUGUAAAUACGGCCUCGGCAGGAAACUAGCUUAUUUCACCCACCACCCCAACGACUUCCACCGCGCAAUGCUGUGCUGGUGGAUGGGCCAACUCUUCUAUGUGUUGACCUGCGUUGUCGCAAAGGUCUCCAUCAUCAUCGCUCUCCUCCGCAUCACCGUCUCUCGCGUUCACGCAUACAUUCUCUACGCCGCUAUCACUCUCGCCACUGUCGUUGGCCUGGUCUUUUUCUUCUUCACGAUCUUCCAAUGCGACCCCGUUGAUUAUUUCUGGAACCAGGCACGAUCUACAGCCCAUGGCUCAUGCAUCGAUAAAGACCCCCUCAUCGGUAUCGCAUACUUGUAUAGUGUCGCCGCGGCCAUCACAGACCUGACUAUUGGAUUACUUCCUGUGGCAUUAAUCUGGAAUUUGCGCAUGAAUCGCCGUACUAAAGGUGCUAUGGUGGCUAUUUUGGGUAUUGGUUGCAUUGCGAGUGCUGCGGUUAUUAUUCGCAUUCCCUUCAUUCCCAACUACAAAGAUCCAGAUUUCCUAUACGCCACUUACCAAAUCUCCAUCUGGUCCAAUGUCGAAGCAGGCAUCGGCAUCACCGCUGGCUGUCUGACAACCCUCCGUCCUCUAGUCCGCUUCCUCCGCGACGGAUCCUCCCAUACCCUAAGCCGCACAACACCAAGUUCGUAUCCCCUGUCCAGUAACGUUGCCGGUGGCUUCCACCGCUCUAUGCCAUCAAAGCAAAUGUCGCGUGACGACGCGCGACAGCUCUGGACUGGCAGAGGGAGCGACGAAUACCACGGAGUUACGACUACUAUCUCCAGUGCUCACCAGAAACAACCUGGUUCCAGUGAAGAGGGCCUAGCUCCGGGUAAUAACAACGACAUUUCUCCCGGGUGGAAGGUCGAGAGGUCUGUUCGCGUGUCCGUGCGCAAUUCAUGA
This is a messenger RNA of Penicillium vulpinum, 1149 nucleotides long. Its product is annotated as putative integral membrane protein. The transcript is spliced from 5 exons. NCBI's taxonomy places the organism in Eukaryota, Fungi, Ascomycota, Eurotiomycetes, Eurotiales, Aspergillaceae. The coding region runs from base 1 to 1149 and encodes 382 amino acids. The record is from RefSeq and is a predicted model, not a curated record.